This is a messenger RNA of Andrographis paniculata, 1652 nucleotides long. RefSeq lists its product as uncharacterized. Lineage: Eukaryota; Viridiplantae; Streptophyta; Magnoliopsida; Lamiales; Acanthaceae. Bases 189 to 1553 code for a protein of 454 amino acids. Gene Ontology annotation, cellular component: nucleus; cytoplasm. The transcript is spliced from 4 exons. Gene Ontology annotation, biological process: oxidative RNA demethylation. Gene Ontology annotation, molecular function: ferrous iron binding; broad specificity oxidative DNA demethylase activity; oxidative RNA demethylase activity. The record is from RefSeq and is a predicted model, not a curated record.
GAGAACCCCGAUGCUAUGCCCUAAUAAACGCGACUUUAGAAGCGCUUCUUCAUCUUCCAUUAUCGUCUUACAAAGUAGCGACUUCUAAUCUUCUCUGAGCGCCUCCUUUUCUGUGUGCAUAAAUAAGAAACACUUAAACAGGUUUAGAGAAGAGACUUACUUGAUCGCUUCAAUCCACGCUGCAGCUAAUGAGAUUGGGAUUUUGCUGGAACAGAUUAGCGGCGCCGCGGUUCUUCGAGUUGUCCGGUGUCGGGAAAACGACGAUCAGAGGCAUGCAAUCGAAGAGUGAUGGAAAUUCUACCGAUCGCCGGGAUACCCAAAUUCAACAGUCGUCAGGCAAGGAACAGGGACAACCACAGCAAUGGCAUACUCCACAAUCCUAUGAGGAUCAUUUUCCUUCGCUCUCCGCCAGUGUUGGGUUCAAGACCAAAGGAAGAAGGAGAACUAGGGUAGACUUGGGGAACUCUUCAGAACAGAAAUCCAAGGAGAUUAAGAAUAAUGCCGCAUUGAAACAUGAAACAUUAACUUCAAUUAUUCAUCAGAGAGAUACAGGCUUGAAGGAAAAAGGGCAUUUAUCUUGUAACGAGUCGAAGACUACCCGAGCACAUGAUGGACAUGGAGAGCUAAAGAAAAGCCCGAUGUCUUCGACGCAGGCUUUCAGAAGGGUUGGAGAGCUAAAGAAAAGCCCAACGUCUUUGAUGCAGGCUGUCAAAGAUGAACCUUUCGACAUAUGUCUCCCCAAGGGAAAAAGUUCUGUGAUGGAGGUAAAUGGACAAAGAUGGGUUAGAAAGGUUAAGGUAGAUGUUGAAUCAGCUGAAGAAGAUUAUGAAUCAAAUGAUAAUUGGCAAAGAGAUGAUGCAGUUGGUGAGUCUGGUCAGGUGCUGAGACCUGGAAUGGUUUUAUUCAAGAAUUAUCUUUCCCUACAUGAACAGGUAAAUAUUGUGAAGAAAUGCCGGGAAUUAGGCUGCUGUCCCGGAGGGUUUUACCGACCUGGUUAUAAUGAUGGUGCAAAACUGCGUUUGUAUAUGAUGUGUCUCGGUCUUGACUGGGAUCCUCAGACAAGAAGUUACGGAGAAAUCUGCUGCCGUGACAAUGUUAAACCUCCUGCUAUUCCUUCUGAAUUCGCUUCAAUAGUAAGCCGAGCACUUGAUGACUCCCAUGCACUUAUCAGAAGAGACAAUGAAACAAUAGAUGCCAAGGAAGUACUGCCCAAAAUAUCUCCAGAUGUGUGUAUUGUUAACUUCUACGCAACUACCGGGAGACUUGGCCUUCAUCAGGAUCGGGAUGAAAGUGCUGCAUCUCUUGAUAAAGGAUUGCCUGUUGUUUCGAUAUCAAUUGGUGAUUCGGCUGAGUUCUUGUAUGGGGACAAUAGAGAUGUUGACAGGGCUACAUGUGAGAAACUAGAGUCAGGUGAUGUCCUUAUAUUUGGCGGUGAAUCGAGACAUAUUUUCCAUGGUGUGAGAGCCAUCCUUCCGGAUACAGCUCCUCCUCCAUUGCUGGAGAUUACAAAUCUUCGGUCCGGUCGUCUCAACCUUACCUUCAGAAAAUACUGAAAUAGAGCAUGAGCUUUCAUAAUUGAUUCUUGCUUAAAUGUACCUUUGUGCUUGAAAUGUGGAUCUCUGCCACUAAAAUUUUGACGAGCUGUUGUUGCC